Molecule: messenger RNA, 19255 nt
Organism: Xyrichtys novacula (pearly razorfish)
Lineage: Eukaryota; Metazoa; Chordata; Actinopteri; Labriformes; Labridae
Source: the annotation of a GenBank genome assembly
GACGUCAUUGGUGAGCGCCUCUGCUGGCCUUCGAAAUGGGCUCGACUCCAGUCUGGAUUUCUUCAAUUGUCCCUCUGCAUAUCAACUUUGAAUAAAGAAAAGCCCAUUCGCAAUGACAUUUGGAGGUACGUCAACACGACGAAGAAAAGCGGAAACAUACUCGACGAGCGUUUUGCUCAUUGUCGUGUCAGUUUGUGAGCAGACGUUAGCCGAGUUGACUCAGUGCAUGUAGCUAGCUGUUGCUGUGUUAGCCGUUUAGCUAACUAGCAGGAACCGUUUGGCUCGUGUUAGUUAGGCAGUGAUGUGAUAAAUUAAUAAUGAUACCAUGUAUAAUCAGCUGUUUGAAAUUAUCGUGGAGUAAAGUGUCACGCGGUCUCUCUCCUGUGUUUACGCGAAAAUGAUCACUCCGAGUUGCUAGCUAACUUUAGCCAAGUUAGCGAGCAGCUCUCGAUAAACAGAGUAGCUCUGAGCUGAAAUGAGACAGUGACUGAAAGAAAUCUGAGCUGAAACUGGGUGACUGUGACUUAGUUUGACCACGAAGUGUUGUUUAUAAGAUCAUUACAGAGGAGAUUCUUUCAAUGGUAGAGGGACUGGAGUUUGAAAGAGCUAAGUUACAAUGAUCAGAAACAGCCAAACCAACUUUUGGCUUUAAAUCAAAGAUCUUUGGUCGUUUUUUUUGUCUUAAAAUAAUAAUAUGGCUACCUCUGCGUGAACACCCAAACUUCAACUCUUAAUAACUAUGUAAGUGAAAGAGUAUGUAUCUUCUCUCUGGCCCUUGAAUUAAAAAAUGGAAGCUUUUUAAAUGUAGAAUAUGUUUUACAGCUGUUCUAAGGGGUCGCCGAGAUAUUCAUGAUAAUGUUGCUGUUGAGUGUAUGGUACAGUCAAAUAGCUGUGAAUAACCCUUAAUUUUUUAACAGAAGUAAUUUAAAGGGAUACUCCGGCUUAAUAUAAACUUAGGGUCAAACACACCGUAACACCGAGUUAGAGACCCCCUCAAGAGAUGAAUGUUGCUGACUGCUUGCUUCUCUAGUUAUACCAAUUUAGUAUUGAUCGCACAAUAACAAUACACAGAGCCACUCACUCAACCAAAACGCCACUCUAUAGCCACAAAUAAUGCUCAGAACAGCACCUAACUUCAUCAGCAGUACAUAUUAGGUCCCAGCAUUAUUUGUGGCUAUAGAGUGGCGUUUUGGUUGAGGUUUGUUUAUGGCUCCUCAGACUGCUGUGUAUUGCUAUCCUGCGGUCAUCACUAAAGUUGGUAUAACUAGUGAAGCAAGCGGUUGGCAACAUUCCUGUCUUGAGGGGGUUUCUAACUCUGUGUUAUGGUGUGUUUGACCCUGAAUUGAUUUUACGCCAGAAUAUCCCUUUAACCAAGCAUUUAUUGAUGUGAAUGGGUAUUACUCUACUCAGGGUUUUAACUGUAAUUUUCAAUCAUUUUUUUCCAGGUGAAUCGGUAGAUGAGGUGAACCAGGUGUUUUCAGGUCUGGUUUCUGUACAGGCUGACUUGCUUGCAAGUUUCAGUUCCUGUGCAGUACAGUAAAGAUACCGGCGUGGUCAGACUAUCGCAAUGAAGCAAGCUCAGGAGCGCAACCAGGAGUGCCUGCCUCCCAAGAAGAGGGACCUCCCUGUUAGUAACAGUGGAGCUGGAGGGACAGGGGCAGGUGGAUCUGCAGGGGGAGGUAGUGGCGGCGGAGGUGGUAUUGGUGGCGCUGGAGAAGAUGAAGUGGUUUCCAUCCAGAACUCUGCGGCCAACAGUGACACUCAGGGAGGUACUUCACCUGCAGAGUGGCUGCGUGAUCAGCCAGGGCUUCAUUAUGGAGUGGAUAGUUCUGAUAACAUACCAGCGGUGUCUGUUGACCAGUACAGUAUGCUCUACAAAGUGGCGCUCCCAUCGCCCACCAGUCUACACCCGGUGUUGAGCCACAUCUCUCCAGCCUAUACUGUACACUCACCUCUCCUGCAGCACCCUGGCCUUCCCUAUCCUCCACUUGGAUAUGCCCAGAUCCCCCAUUCCUCACUCCAGUUUGUUAGUUCCCCCUAUGCAGCAGUACCUUACGCUCUCCCUCCUGGCUUUGUACCAGGAUCAUUAAUCUCUCCCUCAGGCACCAUUUCUCAGCCCCAUGCUGUGUCCCACCUUGUUCCAUAUCCAUCCGUCAUACAGGAAGGUGUUGUCUCCCCACCUCCACAGGCCCAGGUCGCUGCUCACACCUUCGCCAAAGUUGCAGCUUCCAGCAGUGUCCCGCUUAUGCUGCCUUCAGAACACGCUGCUCAGCAGCACCUUGGCGCUGUAGGGGUCCUGCCUGCAACAGAGGUCAGCUCACGAGGGAUGCCAGUCUUCUAUCAUCCUCAGGGAGCUAGAGCUACUACGGUCCCCAGAGACCCCCACAGUGCCCAGCAAGAGAACGAACCGGAGCUGAAUGGAGGGGAUAAAGAGCAGGCAGCCAGGGAGGUUGUUGUACUAGAUUCCGUGUACACUGGGAGAAAUUCACGUCUGCUACAGGUGGCAUCCAGCUCUUCAUUGCAGGAGCACAGCCAAGACAGAGGCCUGCAGAACAGACGCCUGGAGGGGAGGAGCUCACCUGGUCAGCGCAGCACCCCAGACAGCGACCUGGAGGUAAGCCACAGUGAUGGCCUUCUGAUGCAUCUUUUGUCAUAUUAAUCUGAUCAGUCAUUUAUAUGUAACAUAUAUAUUAAGAAAUAACAUCAUAUAUUUGUAGGUUGUUUGGUGUGAAAAUAGUCUUUGGUUUGAAGUGAUUAUUCCCUAAAGUUUACUGUUGGGGACUGUAAGGAGUCAUCAGAGUGAUCUAGUCUUGUAUUUUGCUUUUGAGCUCGUCCUUUUAUUGUACUUUAAGUCAUCUGUACUUGUUGAGUAUUACAAGAAUGCCUGUGCUCUUAAUGUACACAGUAUGGCCGUAUUUAUUCAGUACUUGUUAGCAUUUGUUUUAUUUCUGCUCUACUUUCUUAAAUGAUUAUGUAUUGUGGAUCUGCAAGUAACCAUUGGUGGCAGUGAAGUUAUUAUGGUUGUAUGAAGAUGUUCCUUUUUGGUGGUUUAUACUGAGAGAAAGUGUGUUAGUUCCCUAAAAGGUAAUGAUGAUGGAGUUGAUGUUUUUGGUUUGGGAUGGCUGCCAGCAUUGCAAACUUAACACUUCUCCAAGCUUCAAGCUUUACACUGCAAAAGGUCAAAUUUAACUUCGUUUUUUCAAAGUGAUGUCAGAAUUUUUACAAAGUUGAGUAUGCACACAUACUGCGAGCAGUCUGCAACAUUGAGGUGUGUCAGUUGUGUUUGAGUAAGGGUUAUGAGUAAUUUUAUAACUGAAAAUUUUCAUUCUCUCACUGACACUGUUCUUCAAUUGACUUCCAGGUGCAACAGGUAGUUGGUCGUCUGUCUUCUUCCAGCCAAAGUGGAAGUGGAGUGAGGAAAGAGGUCUCUUUUGCACCUUUAAACCUCUCUCAGGGUGCCCAGAGAGCCAGGGAAGUCCACGGGGAGAACACAGGCAGGACUGUGUACACAGCCCAGCCUGUUACUUACAGUGACCCCAGAGUUGCCGGUCUUCAGCAGCAAACAGGACAACCAGGCCAUGCUGUCAUGCUGGCCAAUGGACAGCCAGUCCUUAUUCCACUGGAGUAUCACUUGCAGCAUCAGCCCCAACCGGCACAGCAACACUAUCCAGCACAGACAAAUGAUCUGUCAGCAUGCCAUGCCUCCACCACCACAGCCUCCUCUAACACAAGCUUUAAAGCCUCUGAUUCUUCAGCCAGAGUGUGCCUCCCUGAACGAGCAGAGCAGACUCCGGCUCAGCAGCUGCACCCACAGCAGCAGCCGCAGCAGCAGCAGCCUCCGCUUCAGCCUGCAGCAGAUGUGACUCCGGCUGUAGCUUCAAGCCUCGCUCCUGCCCCGGCUCCCUGCAACCCGUCACACUUCAUGAAGGGAGCCAUCAUCCAGCUGGCCACAGGGGAACUGAAGCGUGUGGAGGACUUGCAGACUCAGGACUUUGUGCGUAGUGCUGAGGUGAGUGGAGGGUUAAAGAUUGACUCCAGCAUGGUGGUGGACAUCCGUGCCAGCCAGCAGAGACCAGGUCUUGUGUCACUUCACUUUACUGUGGGGGAGCAGCAGAGCAAAGUGACCAUCGAUGUGCCCCCAGAGCACCCCUUCUUUGUCUUUGGCCAGGGCUGGUCAUCUUGCAGCCCUGAACGAACUGCCCAGCUUUACGGCCUGGCCUGCCAUCACCUUCAAGUUGGCGAUGUGUGCGUGUCCAUCACCCUGCAGCAGCAACAGCUUCAGCCUCAGCAGCAGAAACAGCCACAACACCAUCAUUCACAACAACAGCAACAACAACAGAACCUGCCCAGGACUUUGAGCAAAAACAACGCUACAUCAGGACCUGGUCACCAGCUCAUGGGCCCGCCUGCCCCUCAGCAGUCACGGCCCAUGUCUCAUUUCAGGCUAGAGCGCGUUCAUCGAGAAAGACAGAGAGAGGGAGACAAAGAUCCGGCUGAGAAGGAGGAAGCCACGCAUUUCGGGGUCGUUGGGCACACUGAGUCACCCAUCAGAACAAGUAGGACCUCAGCAGAGCAUCCGAGGAGCCAGAGCAGUUUUCACUUACACACAGAGGGCUCUGCUUUUGCAGGGGGAGGCCUGGCAGCGAUGCAGGCUUCACUAGGUGCUUCUCAGAGGCGUUGGUCCUCACCCGCCCUCCAAAGAUACAGUAUGAAGGGAGACGAAGGGCCAGGCCCGCAAAUAAGCACCUCCGGCCACACAAGGCCCUCUUUCAUCCCCCAGGAGGUCAAACUGUCCAUCGAGGGGCGCUCAAAUGCAGGGAAGUAGCAUUACAUUUGGUAGCAACUACAAAAGAGACUGCCACAAAGUAAGAAUGAGUCUGACAAGGAGAGAAAGGAAAAAACAGAGUGCGAAUGUAGCCUCAGAAUGUUUGAGAUUUUGCACACCUAAAAUGUAAAAAAACACAAGAUCUGUGUCUAUCUGGAGAGAAGUUGUGGUUGGGUUGGGUUUGGUUUGGUUGUCGCUUAGCCAAAGGAAACAAGGCUGUGCUUUCCCGGCCAGCUGAGGUCUGACAGGGAUGUGAAGAGCUGCGUAGAAAGUAUGUAGCUGUUGAAAUUUCUACCAUAGUCCUUACACACUGCAUUUCUCUUACUCCCUCUUUCCGUUAUGGCCACUUCCUCAUUUCCAUGCAAAGAAGUGACCGUCGCAUUCAGAAAACUCUAGCUUCCUUUGUCAUCAAACUCUCUUUAUUGUACCACAAAUGAUGGUGCAUGUGCUUGUAGCACAGCAAAGCUACCAACUAUCGAAAAGAUCACUGCCAGUGAUCUUUUAUCGACUCCAUUCCUAAGAUUCUCUUUCCUGAAAAAGCAUUUACCCCCCCAAAAAAAAAAACAGUUGCUGACCUUAGCAGCUCCUGUGGUUGGUGGUGUUGGCACUGUUGAUGCAAACAUUCAGACAGUGUGUGUGUGUUACAUGACUCCUCUCUAGCAGGAGUCGAAACCUCUUUUGUCAGCAGAGAUCGCUCUGUACAAAGAAUACGAGCCUUUUACAGGCCAAGCGUGGCAUGUCAAUCAGAAUAGUGAAAAAUCAAUCAGUCUGUUGAUCAAUCAGCUUUGACUUAAAAUAACUCACUUCUCCCAUGUAACGUCAUUACGCCCUCUGUUUGUGUGCUUAACUGAAAGAAGGCUUUUUUAUGAUCAUUAAAAACGCGUUGCAUUCCAGUAUUAUCAGUGAGAAAUUUCCAUCACUUCAUGUUGAUCUUUAAGAACUACUUCCCCCUCCCUCCUCUCUUGUACCUCAAAGCUUUCCUGACCAGACUGGUGGCUGUUGAUGCAAUUUUAGAGAGCAUGAUUAACGGAGGAGGCGGCACUGGCUGGUCAUCACCAAAGCCACCUGUGGGAAUGAACCAGAGACAUGUUACCCCGUAACAUCACUGGCAACAAGCCAUCUUAGCCUGCAAGAGUGGAAGGGCCUUGGAGAGAAAGCGUGUUUGCUCAGUUAAAUGAAAGCAAUACUUGUUUUUACAGCAUUCGGCUGUUGUGCUUUCCCCAAGGAAAACUCCCUGUUUGUGGGCUUUUUAUUUGAAAUAUCUCUUUACUUAAGAGGCGUGAGAUCCCACCCUCUUUUAACCUGGACUUUGAAAGGUGAUGCACUAUUUUGAUGUUCCUUUUUCUUUAGAGCUUCAGUAUUUCUACAAAAGCAGAGCAUGCAUUCGACCGAUCUCAAGAAAUCACUGAAGAUGAAACUGCUUUCCUCUAAUUCUGCAUCUCACUGAUGAUAUUUUAUCUUAUAAGGAUUUACACAAGUGCAUCUCUAAGAAAGGCUUGACUUUAAUUGUUGUUAUCUGUUUUAUCUUUUGUUGUAAAGUCCUCGGCUUUUGUACUCGGGUCUGCUUUAUCCAGUGAAUCUUAUGAUUGUCUCGUGUUGCACAUAGAAAAUGUCACUUACUGACUUCACACUGACCUUGUUUAUAGGAAUCACAGUACAGUAGAUGUCUUUUUUUAAUGAAGGGAAUAUGUUUGAAGUAUUGUUGUAGGUGUCUUUAGUGAGAGAGAGAAAGAGCGAGAGAGAGAUAAAAAAAAACUGACUUGCAUUUUUAACUGUUUACAAAUUAGCCAAGAUGAAUGCUGCAGUUUCCUCCUCAUGACAGAUGUUUGUAUCUGUCACUGAAAUCCAAAAAUCCAAAAGGGUGAAUUUGAAAUAAGUGCAAUUAGAUCAUACAUUGAAUCAUCCAGAGAUAUAUAAUCAGAAGGCAUUCCUCAUACAGACAUUCCCAUUAGAGCGUGAACGUCACAGAAUCAGUUUUCUUUUGUAGUAAUCUGUGGACUGAACUCUGGGAAAACAUUUGAUCAUGUCAUGCAUCACCUGAUGUUGGUUCUUAUGAUUGGAUGCUCUUGGAAAGUUACUUGCAUGCUUGUUAAUUUUGUGUCUGACUGAUGCGUUGUACUCUGGACGUCGGGGUUUGUCUUUAACCCCCUUUUUGGUCACACAGAGUUCUCUGUAGUGGACCAAGGUGACUCUUGUUCUGUCGUUGUUAGCAGCUUUAAAGAUGGGAUUCACUUUGUUCAAGUCUUUUUCUAAAACAACGCUCACAUCCCGUGUUGUUGUUACUUAUAGUCAUGUAGUUCAUCCUCUUUCCAUACUGGCUGCAUACAGGAGUCUUUCUGGUACAAAUCAAAUGAAACAUAAUGAGACAAAACCUGAAGCCAUCACUCAGAGGCCUUUGUAGAAGACUGUGUAUUGCAGUGACAGUUUAAGUGGAUGUCUUGCAAAGGUACAGCUUCUUUCUCGCAGAAUUGGCCCAUACAGUCUCAAGGUAAAACAUUCAGUGCAGUUUACCUCUGUUGUUAUAUCAGCAUAAAAGGAUUCUUUCCAGGGGCUUUUAGUUGUACAAGCACCUGUUUAGAGUCUUUAGCUAGUUAGUUGUAAGAUUUUAAGUCACAAACAACUGCAGGCCUUAGCGUUGACAUAGAGGAGGAUGAUUACAGUUUAUAACUUUGUGUACAUGUGGAUAUGUUUGUGUAAGAAUAAGACUUGAAAAAACCUGAAUCUCUAUUUUUUUGUCAUUUGGAAACGGUCUUAAAGGACAGAUUUAUUUCACUUAUAUACACACCUUGCCACAGAUAUCUCACCAUGUUCAUGUUUUUAUGCUGUAAGCAAUAUACAUAAUCCUAAGAACAUUUCAUGUAGUCUUGGCGUUUUCUAUGCAGUACUCUCACAGUAUUGUAACUUGUUUGUCUUAAGCACAGCUCCAGGGCAGGUUGGCUGAUGCAGUCAUUUUUACAAUAAUGUCUGGUUGUAGGAUUGUUUAAAUAGGAAACACACCAGUAUUUUUUUUUUUUUUACGGUAAGUUUUUUGCUUUUUAGUUUUUGCUCAGUGGUCCGAAUCUUCCUACUUAGCACCCACUGCUGACCUUUUGUUUGUUUCUAAUGAUGCCACACAUUUGGAGCCAAAUCCCUCUAGACGAGUGUCAAUCAAUCUUUCACGUGUUUGUUCUGGAUUUUUUCAGUCCCUAAGCCACUUCAGCAUUGUACACUAGGUCAAUAUGCAUUUGGGCUUUAAACGGUGCAAGCAGUGCCACCUUUGCCUCAUCUUCACAGCAAAAAAAAAAGAGAAAAAAAACAAACUUCUGUUACCAUGAGCCUGUUUUCCUUUCUGCCCUCUGCUCUGAGGAGUAGUGUGUGCCGCCAUGUUUAGCAGCAAAACUACCACAAAGAUGUCCAGUGAAUCCUUUUCACAUCACUGAUAGUCUGUUGCUGUAAGUAAUUGCACUAAACGCCCUCCUUUACAGUGUUUUUUUUUUUUUUAAACUGUUGGUAAAUUGAAGAAUUCCAAAAUGUUAAAGCACACAAAAUCAUGGAGGGAUGGCAGGUUGUGUGUUUCUGUAGAUAGAUUUUUUUGUUUUUUUUUCUUUUUGUAUAGAUAGCUUUGAUGAUGCUUGUCAAUAAUGCCUUAAAUUCUGCUUUGUACAAUGUGUGAAACAAUGGAAUAAUGCUUCUGGUAGAUGUGGUGUUCACUUUUCAGGCUCUCCAAGAGCAAAUUGGAAAUGUCAAGCCAUGACAGCAACUUAAUUGUUAUGUCAUUGUGUUUCUAUAUCUUUCACAAUUUACUCCGUUACCAUUGUAAUACUCUUUUAUUUUUUCUGCUCCUACUUAUCUUUAAACUCCUGUUUUUCCAAUGUGUGGAAGUGAAGUAAUGAAAGCUCUUCUCUGCACUUUUUACAAGAUGAUGCCAAGAGUGUCUGCGACAGAGGACAGUCCAUGAAAUCCACACACACAGAGACAGCCAGGCAAGCACACAUUGGUCGUUUUGUUGUUGCACAUGAUCAGUAGAUUUUGUUUUGUUCAAAUCUCUUGCGUUAUUGGAUUGUGUUCGGUGUCUUGUGCUUUGUCUAACAGCCUCUGGACAGCAGAGGAUGGAUUUGACUAAAUAACACAGACAGGCUUCAAAAAUCUUAAAGUAAUGGUUUUUUUGGAGAUAUGGACAGUGGGCUGUUUUAACUCUUUGUGUGUGAAAUUCUUCCCGUUGUUUAAACCCAAAAGGUGAACUCAGUACGGUUUUGGUGUUGCUGAUGUCAUACUCAAUCAGGAGAAUGAGAACGGUUAAAAGUUUUAAAGACGUCUGUGUAUUUUUAGAUCUGAAGUUGUACUUUUUUCGGCACAAGGUGACACUGCUUUUUAUGUGACGUGAAACACAUUUAAAAAGACACAAAAAUAAAACAGAUUUUUUUUUAAACAUGCCUAAAUCUGCAAAAUAUAUGCAAUGAUGUAAAUGUAACAUUCAAUCCUCAAGUAUAAUCCAGGUUGUAUGGACUUUGUAUAGUGAGUUUUAAUAUUGUAUGGCCGUACCAAUAUGUAUUGAUCUUUAUCAGAAGCCUUAGAGUUGUUGACCGAAAGUGCUCCCUUAGAAUACCCUACACCUACCUGACUUUAACAAAGCAUUAAUAUCUCUAUUUUGUUGCAUUCUUAUUUGUACCGUUUUUUGGAUAAAAUAGAUUUGUACUGUAUAUUUGUACCUCUCUGUGAACUACUUAGGGCGGUUUUUGUUUUUUGUUUCUUUUUUGUUUUUGUUUUGCUGUUUUAAUUCUAUGUACUUUAAGGACACAAAGAUAUUGUAUUUUUAUUGUUACAGCUAACUUGGAGACAUUGCAUUUAUCAUGUUUGUUAAGUAAACACAAUAUAAUAUAUAAAUAUAUAUAUACAAUUAUAAAUAUAAACUAUUAUCCAACUUGUGUGCUGUGUUUCUUUAGCCACUCUCUUAUAUUUCAUUAGUUUUUAUCUUGAUAUGUAUCAGUGUUGGAAGAGUUUAUUAGAUAACAUGCAGCAUAUCAGUGGGAAACAGAAAAAAGUCUGCUUAAGAACAAUAUUGUGCCAACUUCUGGUAAACUGAGUACUUGAAAUUCUGCAAACUGAUGAGACUAGCUUUGUAGAAACUUUCCCAUCUGUAUUUACUUUUUUAUUUUGUAAAAAAGUAUGUUUAUAAAUGUUCUGUCUUACCAAAUCCUACCUUAUUAUCAAGUUAGAAAUCAAAUUUGUUAGAUUAAAAUGAAAAAAAUAAUUUAAUACACUACAUAUUGCAGGUAAGACAAUGGAUAGUGUGCAAAAUUAUGUGUUGCUCGACACUGCAGGCCAGAAUGAAACUGAGGCUACUUGGAAAAUACUUAAUUUCACGGCCCAACGUGUUCAGGGAUUAAAAUUGUAUUUAUGAGUUAGUGCAACUCUGUAAGCUAAAGUUUCUUUGAAUUGAAUUGGUUAAAUUAAGAUAAAAUUUAAAACAAGAAACUACUGAAAAGCCAAAAUAGAAGGAUUUGACUUAAAUGUAUCGAAAAUGUGAUUAGAGUUUUAUUAUAAUCUCUUAAAUAGCCACCUCUUAAAAUAAUCUAGUAAAAGCAAUGCUAAAUUACCUGUAAUAGAUGGUUGUUUAAAUUCAGAGGUACUUUAUUUGACAUGCUGUAGGAAUUAAGAUCAACUGUUGGGGUAAUUUUAAAAUAAAUUAUCUGACGAUUUUUGGUCUCAAGUUUGAAUUCAGUGAAAUAGAAUCAAGAAAGGAAACAAAAGACAUUUAUUGUAAAUUCAAUGUUUAUUUCCACAUUCUUUUCCAGGUUUUAUUAUUGUCUGUACAUCUGUUAAUCCAGUAACAGAGGAAGGCAUCCUCCAAAGUGCCAUCCAGUCAGGAUGCAUUGAUAUCGCAGCAAGCAUGAAUGUUCUCAUUAGCUGUUUAGCUCAUUCAUUUGGCCUUGAUCAGAGAGUCUCGUUUUGUAAACAUGGACAUAAAGAGAAAGUCCUGAUAGAAUUACUAUAGGAAGGCCAACGUUUUCAAUAACAUCUUUCUUUUGAUUAAACUGUAAAAAACAGGCAGGCAAAAACUAACAGAAGAACACAAGCUCAUAUAGAACCAUUCUAGGACAAGUGCAGUUUCAUCACAUGCAGUGCUUACCUAAUCCAUAGCAAAAGUACUGUUUGUAACGACCAACAUCAUCUCAUUUUUAAGUACUUCCUUUGCCACAGUAUGUCAGACCGCAGAAGACACUGUCCUCUAAAGGAUGAUGGAGAUCACAGCAGUUUCAUAAUAGAGUCACCUGUGAGAAUACCCAGUAUUCAUAGUCUGAGAGAAGAGGGAAAAAAUGACACCUGAGGACUGAUCUGCCCUUGUUUUUACAGUUUGUCAUGAAUCUGAUGGCAGUGAGACCCUGUUACUUUACUGUGCUGAACUAGGAGGACAAAAAACGUCACUGACAACAAAGUGUCUCUAGAAAAGUCACAUGACUGUUUAAAAUUGUCACAUGAUGGAUUUAUAAAUGUUUCUGAUGGAGCAGGGUGUUGUCCAGGCUCUGAGCCCUCUCACUGAGUUAAAUUGCCUGAGAAGCUAAAAACUCUUUACACUGAAGUCCGUUUGAUGAAAGUUGCAUUCUGCAUAGUUUCAGCCAAAAGUGAAAUUAUUUCCCUUGAAACAAAUAACAUAUCUGUUGCAUAGAGGUUUGAUGCACUCCUAGAGAAGACUCAAAAGAUCCCACUAUUUUUUUUCCCCCUCUUUGUUAGAUUUGCCGUCACAGACAGGUGGACCGACCUCUCGUCUAGGAGUGACUCAAACAGAACCAGUACUUGUCAUCAUCUCUGAAAUCCUGUGUAGGGUAUUUCAGAAACUGCUUGUUUGACACUAAAUACUUGCAUCUGGAGGAGUGAAGUCAAGAAAAACUGGAGGUAACCUUACAGGCAGGAAAUUAUAUAUAUAUAAAAAAAUCUAAACAUGGCCUCUAACUUAAACAUUUUCACAAUUUUAUACCACCGACAGUAACAAAAUAACUCAAAUAAUUUCACAAGAAAAAUAUAUUCACAUUAUAUUGCAUAAAUAUGUGCUGGAAUGAGGUUAAUGAAUAUAGAUCAAUAAAAUCUCCCAGUAUAAGCUGUAAGUACGUGUCAUGAAACGAGCCCCAGUACUAAGAAACGGAUGGGGACAUAAAACUUGUAUAAAAUGAGUUCCUCUGCUAUAUGAAUAAAUAAAUAUCUUCCAUUAACUCUACUGACAGAGGAUGUGAAUGGACCUCAGUUUAAGUGGUUACAUGAACUGAGGGUACUGCAGCUUUGAUAAUCUUGUUAAUGCUACACAAAUUGCAUCUGUGUAUGAUCUUCUACACAAUAAUAAAAUUACAACUGUCCUAUAGUUAGCAAAUAAUGAGGAAAUCAUUGAGUUUCUGCAGGCAGAAUUCAAGUAAUGUGACAAACUCUGUCAUCAGCAAGUAACACAUCAGGAACUGUUUUCAUUGUGACCACUCAGUGGAACAUUUUAGCACAAUAUUCCUUAAACAUAAUGAGCCCAAAAUAUAUCAAGAGGUAACUAAUGUAUUGUACAGUACAAUAAACAGCAGCACAGACGUAUUCAUGAGCCAAAGAAAAGCUCUGUAACACAAAGUGAAAAACAAAAGAAGUCAUGACAUUGGCAAAAUGUUUAGAGUUUUGGAUUUCAAAAAGAAACAGCUUCAAAUAUUGGCAAAAAGAAUGAUCAGAGUUGAGUGUGUUAAGCUGUACACCUCAGAGGGUAAGGGGGGAAUGUUGCUUAACAUUGGGCACAAAACAUUCAGAGUUCAAACACGUUAUCAUCAUCGACCCUGGGAAAUAUACGCUGAACUGGGGUUUGUAAACCAGUUGCUUCUAUGAAUGUUUGUGACCUAUGAGAACACCCCAGUGUGAAAUGCGAACAGAAACUGUUGAAAACAACCUGCUUCCUCUAUAGGAGUGUACAGUUUAUAGAGAGCUUUGGAAGCCUGGAGUGUGAAUGCAAUAAGCCACAAGACAGAGGGCACCACUGCGGCGCCAGCUGAGGUAGUUUGACUGGAUAUGAAUUUCCCAGGAACCCUUAAGAGGCAGCUUAAAAAGAGAGGUGUAGCUACCAGUAAACCCACGUCACUGGACUGGCGGAGUGGACCAGAAAGGGGGUGGGGGGUGGGGGGCUGUGGCUACAGAGUUUCCCCCACCUGUCACUGAAAAGUCAAUGUGCAAAAAAAGGACUUGUUUUUCCUCUUGGGAAGUAAAACUGCUCCUACCAGGAUAAACCUUGAUAAAUCUGCUCGCCCCCUGAAGGACUGAUAAAUCUCUUUACAACAUGCACUGAAGUCAUCAUCCACACAACAUGAAACAUUCUCAACCCUGUGCCCAAGGUUUUCUAGACCGUAAUAAAUUAGAAAUUGAAGUAGUUUUUGUUGUACUUAACAAAGCAGUUUGUGUUGUGAAGCUGUUCGGUAGAGAGGGAGGUUUGGGAGUGAAGCAGCCAGGAAUGGUUGACUGUGACCAUGGCAGCCUGAUGGCAUAGUGCAGAGGUUAAUAAUGACGCUGCAAGAAGCCAAGAUACUCCUGCUCUAACUAGGGUAGCUUCAUGAACAGCCCGUUAUCAAUAGACGGGACAGGCAUGGGGCAGGGGAACUGAAAGAGACUCAUGUCUGCUGUGAGGGCAGCCAUCGCAGCAGGGUCAUGCUCAAUCUGUGUCCUUAGAGCUGGGUCGAUCUUCUCCAGGCGCCGCUUGAUCCUCUUUGCCUCCCUCUCGCGGAUCAGCCUGGCUUGCCUCUUUUCAGGUGUCUCAUUGGCCCUCUUCAUCCGCAUGGCCUCCCUGUCUCUCUGCAGCCUGCGCGCCCUCUGCUCUUCGGACUCCUGCAUCCUCUGCAUGCGUUUGGCCUCCCGAUCUCGCAGCCUCCUCAUCUCCCUCUCCUCAUCAGUCUCACAUGCCCGCUUGUUCUUUUUCGCCGUGCGCUCCCGCUCCAGCCGCUGCAGGCGAGCCUCCAAGGGUUCAUUUUUCCUGCGCAGCGCCCACUUACGCAUCGGGGACUGGGCCUCCACCAGCUGCUGGUAGGCCACACAGCUGUUGCACACCAACAGCACACCAGCAGGAUACACAGGCAUGGGGCUCAAGAUGUCUGGGAUAGGAGGAAUGCUUGAUGAAGAGGAGUUUAGAGCAUCAGGAAUAGAUGCAAGUGAAGGCCCCUCUGAGAGGAGACUGUCUGGCAGUGAGGGAAACGAGGGUCCUUGGUCAGAACCUGUGCAUGGUCCUGGGCCUGAGCAUGCCCCAGAUCCUGGGCCGUGACAUGGCCGAGGGCCUUGACACUGGCUUGAGAUGUGGCUGGGUCCCUGGCAGGUACGGUGGGCUUGACAUAGGUUGGGGUUGACGUCAGCUGCUUGACAGGGGUGAGGGCCUUGGCAGGAGCUGGGGCUGGGACCAGGUCCGUGGCAGGAGCAGGAGCCAGAGCCCGGGCUGGUCAUGGGGCUGCUAGAGAGGGAAUGAGUCAGGGAACAGCUGUCUCUCCCACUACCGAUGUCCAUCCUGGUCAUGUCAAUGACAUCUUUCAGCUUCUCCCUGAAGAAACAAAGUAAAAAAUAAAACUAGUUAGAGACAAACACAUUCAUAAUGUAUGUCCUAAGGCUGUCCCAGACUUAGCAGGACCCUGAUACAUCUCCUUUUUAAUGUGCCAUUCUGAACUCUUCAUCAUUAAUCAAGCCCCUUGUCAAGACAUCAUUAUAAACUCUGAUACUUAAAAGUGAAUGUUAGCAGUCUCUAAAAACACAAAAAACAGAGGCAGAGUCUGGACCUAGAUUCUUUCUACUUUGAUGUGCGACAGCUAAAAUAUUCACCCUGCAUUGUAAAGACAUUGGUUAAUAGAUCCCAGCAUUUUAAACAGCAUGGUAAACAGCAUUUUCAAAAUGCACCAAAUUCUUGUUUGUCAGUAUUCAACAGCCUGUGACCACCACCUGGUAUGUAUGCAAAGAAUAUUUGUCAAAGCCAAUUCAUUUUAUCUAUCAUUGGCGUUAUCUAAGAAGAACAGGACUGUGCUGAACAAACUUUUACUAUUUCCAGAAAACACUUCAGGAAAUAUGUGCCUGAUGCUUUAAACUUUUAUUCAGAGUUGAGGAUAUCAGACUGAAACAGACGUUCUGAAUGAAUGAAUGCAGCUUUAUACUUCAGUGCUCGGUCUAAAAGGACCUCUUCAUCUCACUUAACUUAAGGGAAUACCUGACAUCGCUCCUCUUUCGGGUCUUUUCAGUAAAACACUGUGCCUCUCUUCUGUUUUGUUCUUCCAUCAUGCAUCUGGACCAUUUGCCAGUGCUGUUUAAAUUUCUAUGCGGAGUUAGUUGCUAAGCAACAUGCAAGUUUAUUUCCAUUAAAUCUGUCAUUCUUGUACUAGUAAUUUUAUUCAUCUCUCAUGCUCUGUAUCCUGCCUUAUCUAAGUGAAUCACUGAUUUUGCUCUAAUGUGCUGCAUCUGAGACAGUUUCAUUAAAUUUUCAAGAAACAUCCUCUCGGAGAUGUGAUAACCUUGCUGGAUCUUUGAAUAUAAACUGCCGCAACCAAAGCAUUGUCUUCUAACUGAUUGUGAACUGCAAUUUUUCACCUUUUUAAAAAAAAAAAUUACAUAUCCUCUGCACUGCUGUUAAUAUCUUACACUAUGCUAAUGAUUUAAUAAAAUCACAGUAUUUAUAUAUUAUUUAAUCUCCAAAAUCUGUGACGCCUGUUGCCUUGGUUUUAAUAACAACACCAUCUGCAGUAGUGAAAUGAAUUCUUUGUUCUUGUUUGUGAGACCGAAUAAUAAAAAAAAUAAUAAGAGAUCUGUUACAGAAACAUCAUGUAAGGUGAAAUAAUUAUUUUGUCUCAAUAAAAACUAGAUAACCUUCAGAUAACUUUAACUUAUGCAAACUGAUUGAUUCACAAUGUUUUAAUUUUUGAGUGAAAAAAGUAACCGUAAUAAUUGAGAUACAUCAAGCGCAUCCCAUCUACUAGUCUGCGAACCUCGUAAGAAAAGCUAUAAGCAUUAAAGGUCUGAGAUAUGUUAUGCACAAAUUCGAGCUGAACCUGUUAAAGUUGUUGGUGUCUGUGAAGCGUGCGCCGCAGACAGCGCAGUUGGAGAGGCGGUCCUCUGAGUGGAUGAGAAGAUGCCGUCCAAGCGAGCCAGGAGAACUCAGGGCUCGCCCACACACUGGGCACACAUAGCUCUUGGUGUUGCUCAUCAUGCUUGUGUGCUGUUCAAGGCAUAAAAAAACAAUCAGUACAAAGAGACAAGGAGGAAAUGUGUUAGAUGAAAACCUAGAUUACAGAAAUUAAGUCUCUUGUUGAAGAACUCAAAGACAUUCAGAACAGAAAUAGUUGAUUAUAUGGAAAACCAUCUUUUUACAAGAUAUUUUUUAACUAAUCAAAAAGAAUAAAAAAAGAGAAAAAAUUCCAUCAACUUCCAUCAGUAAUACAAAUCAUUGAUGAGUCCAGUAAACUAAUCUGUGUUAUCUGUGUUAGCCCCUAAACCAACACUGGUUAUAUCUUAGGUGUGUCCGUUUACAAACAGUCAAUCUGUUGUAAUAACAAUCAGUGCAGCUCUGGCUUAGACAGAAUGGGAGAUUUGUAUUUAAAAUAAUAUUUGACUCUGAACUCUGACAGAGUACACCUACAUUAAAUAUGAGAGGUCACAGCACCACAAAAACAUUAUCUUCUACAGGAAUGUAAUACCGUAUGUCUCUCUCCUGCUCUCUAUUCUCCUGGACAACAUGUGAUAGUCAGCGGCUGCUUCUCAUGACAGUAGGACAAACAGGUAGGGUAGAGUUCAAGUGAGGGGAGACGGCCCACUAAUUAAUCACUGUUGACAUCAUUCCCUCAAUAAAAAACAGCUAUCAAAAAAUGAAGCCUACCUAAAGAUGUUGCAUAAUUUGAGGUCUUGGUAACGAUCCUUUAAUUUUAAGUUUAGUGACAUUGGUUCUUGAGCAAAAAAAGUUUCUCCAUUUAUACACUGGAAGCUGUGAGCUGGGUCGCAGGAGUCAACACCUUCUCCCACAGCCUGCAUUUUUACUGAAGUACUUACUCUCACUAAGCUUCUUAGGGGCUUUAAAGGUGGCGACCUACCACUCGCUUAUUUGAAACCGACUGCAAUAAAAGGAUCUAGCGCUGCUUUGUUUUCGUGGAAUUAGGACAGGCGAGACAAUGUCCUUCUCACCUGGUAGACAUGGGAGAUGAGCUUUUCAGGGCUGCUGAAAUCCAGCGUGCAGAGAGGACAAACAAAGUUGUUGCCGUGGUCCCCCUCUUCGCUCUCCUGCAGAAAACAAGACCGUGUUAAAAACACUCAUGUUGUAGAGUAAUCUGUCACGUUAAAUGGUGGUACUCAGUCAGACUUAAUCGAAGAAAAAAAACUGAGCAAACCUAUGAUUUUACACAUUUUAAAUUAAUGCUGAAAAGAAAGCUGCUAGAAACUCUUUUUAUUUCUCGCUGGUUCAUAUUUUUAGCGAACAUAUUAAGUGUUUGUGCAAGUGCUAUAUGCUGAUGAUUACGCUAAAUUCUCACAAGCCCCACUGACUCACUAACAGUGACAUGAUGGUGUGUGCUGCCACAGAUGUGAGUCACACGCAAGCCAACAUUUUCCAACAGAAGGCACAGGCACAAAACAUAUUGCCCGAUAUCAGUGGAGUUGGGUUUCUUUUUUUUUUCACUCAGUAUUGCAGGUCACAAGUUGUAACAACAAUGCAGGGAUUCUCAAUGACUAAUACCUCUUGAAGGCAUUUGCUACCACAACAAAAUACCUCUUUUAUCUUCUAAAUUUAACUGUAACUUGUUUUUUUUAUUUUUUUAUUGCACAACAGAAAGAAGGAGAAAAGGUUGAUCACAUGAAUAUUAGAUGUGUUUUUUGUGCAUGUUACUCAGUCAAACUGUUCACUCCAUGUUUUCACAGCUUUAAUAGUUAUUUUAAUGUAAACAAAAACACUGUAUUUUUUUUUUGUUCUUGCGAUCUCUUGCAGUAUUUCACACAGAAAUUCCUAUAAUCUAGAGCAAAUCUACAGAAAAUACCAUGGAAGCAGUCAAUACAUGCUCAUUUAGCAGGCAGGAUUCCAAACUAGAGAGUGGCAAAGUCAUGAAAAAGACCGAGUCGAAUGCCGCCAUCAUUACAUAAACCAACUUCAGUUUCUUGAAGCUAGCACCAACCCACUUACCUCUUUGACUCCUGCUCCUUGUAGGCAGCACUGUGACCUCUUCGUGGUCAUGUGGUCGUCAGCUGAGGUGUUGGAGGACGAGUCUUCACCGUGGUUGUCAGGGUCACUAUCGCUGUCUUCUAUGGAGGCAAACACAGCCCUAUCAAUACAGACAGACAACAGAACAGAGAGCAGGGCUUACUCUCACUAACACCCAUCAGCCUGAGCGAGGACGCCCUACACAGUCCAUCCAGUCCUCCUCCCCGCCCUCCAUCCUGUACCUGAGAUGCUAUCCUGCUCUUGGACUUCCUGGGAGUUGUUGCUGCAGCAUUCACUGUCUUCGGUGAACUCGUCUCUGCCGUCCAUGUUAAUAGUGUGCUGUAGUCCUGUGAUGCCUGAAGUGUGGAAUGGCCCUGAAAAUACAAAGCAGGAGUGUUGACAUUGAGUUUCUUUAAUGUGCAGGUUACAAGCGUAUUUUUAUGCAGUAAGCUAAACUCACAUCUAAAAAGAUCCAAUUAACUCUGGGAGUUGGUUCAUUUAAUCGACACUAUAUGACAAUAUAAAUAUGAACACCAGAUGCUGUGCAACAAUACAAAUCUUUUAUGUUUUCAGAUAACACUAUUUUGAUUCACGAGAGAACCCGUUUUCUCCUUAACAUGCUGAGAAACAGACAUCAGUUCAGCUCCCGACAGCAAUAAAGGAGUGGAUGUAAAGUAGAUGAACAAAAACAGGGGCAUCAAGUGUCACAAAUGAGAGGACUGGUUAUGUAUGAAAGCACUUCCUGCAAUUCCAGACGCACACAGGCGACUGAAUCAUCUCUGUUCUUGACAUGGAGUAAACAAAAGAUGAAACUAAGUCACUUGUUUUAGAGAGGAAUCCUCUUUUACUCAUACAGUAGCCACCAUGAGCGUUCUAUCUCCAUAGCAACACAGAGACAGCAUUGACGGUCAAAGUAUUCAAGCAAAAGGUAUGAAUUUUUUUCAACAUCUUAAUUCACCUUUAUUUCCAUCAUAUUUUGGGCUAAGUGGAAACAUCGCACAUCUUAUCGAAUCUCUAAGAUUUUGUGCUAUUUGAUCAAGAAGAGAUGAUCACAAAGGUGAUGAGCUGUGAAAAACUGAUGAUCAAAAGAACUUGGUGCUAGACUGUAAAAGACACAAUUCCUCUUUUUUCUUCAACUUGGUAACCACUUGAGAGAUGGACUGUAGGAUCUCUAUCACUGAUUAGCCUUUUUCCACGAACAUCCAACACUGAAACAUAAUGAAUGCUAAGCCAGCAGACGAACACACUGAUCUACAUGCACACACACAUGAACUUCAUUUGCAUCCCAACCCCCA